UUCCAGAACGCCUUCACCUCCGUGAGCAGCUGCUCCCCGAGCCGGGCCAGCAUCCUGACCGGCCUACCCCAGCACCAGAACGGGAUGUACGGGCUGCACCAGGACGUGCAUCACUUCAACUCCUUCGACGGCGUGAGGAGCCUGCCCCAGCUGCUCAGCCACGCAGGCAUCCGGACAGGGAUAAUUGGGAAGAAGCACGUGGGGCCGGCGGCUGUGUACCCCUUCGACUUCGCCUACACAGAGGAGAACAGCUCAGUCCUGCAGGUGGGGAGAAACAUCACCCGGAUCAAGGAGCUUGUCCGGCGCUUCCUGCAGAGCCAGGACGAGAGGCCUUUCUUCCUCUAUGUUGCCUUCCACGACCCUCACCGCUGCGGGCACUCCCAGCCCCAGUAUGGGCCCUUUUGUGAGAAGUUUGGCAAUGGACAGAGCGGGAUGGGCUGGAUCCCUGACUGGAAGCCACAGAUUUACCAGCCAGAGCAAGUGCAGGUCCCUCCCUUUGUCCCAGACACGCCGGCUGCCCGGGAGGACCUGGCUGCCCAGUACACGACCAUCGGGCGCAUGGACCAAGGGAUCGGGCUGGUCCUGCAGGAGCUGCUCCACGCCGGUUUCCUCAACAGCACCCUGGUGAUCUACACC
This is a messenger RNA of Zonotrichia albicollis (white-throated sparrow), 636 nucleotides long. The record is from RefSeq and is a predicted model, not a curated record. Lineage: Eukaryota; Metazoa; Chordata; Aves; Passeriformes; Passerellidae.